Molecule: messenger RNA, 1346 nt
Organism: Impatiens glandulifera
Lineage: Eukaryota; Viridiplantae; Streptophyta; Magnoliopsida; Ericales; Balsaminaceae
Product: probable inactive shikimate kinase like 2, chloroplastic
Exons: 6
Coding region: 56-1207 (383 amino acids)
Source: RefSeq, a predicted model, not a curated record
UAUCCAUUCGGAUUCAGAAAGAAAGAAAGGGGGGAGAAAGAAGAAGAAGAAGAGAAUGGCUAGCAGUACGAGGUGGAGUAUCUGCUUCAUCUCUCCUAAAAACCCAACAACUAAAUCCAUUAAUCAUCAUCCUCAAUUCUCUAUUUACAAACCCAUUUCAACCCCUUCUUCUUCUUCUUCUUCUUCUUCCUUGACUAUUUCCGGCGUAUCUUCUUCGACCACCUGUUUCACUCCUCGCCGGAAAUUGAGUCGCAUAGCCUGCAAAAGCGCCUCCACCAUUUUCACAGGCACCACCCAUUAUGAGUUCACAGAUGGUUCAACCGACGUGGAAUUAAGGUUAGAACUCAAUGGACAUGAUGUUCAAAGUUCCAGAGAUGUCUUUGUCGAUACAGAUGAGAACUCUCUGACAAUCAGAAUCCAACGGCCUGGAUACAACAAAACUCUCAUGGAGACGACUUGUCUCUAUGACAAAAUAAAACCAUCCGAAACAAUAUGGUUUAUAGAUGAUGAACAACUUGUUGUUAACUUGAAGAAGAAUGACCCAGAUUUGAAAUGGCCUGAUAUCAUAGAGACAUGGGAGUCCCUCACAGCAGGAGUGCUGCAGAUUCUACAAGGAACAUCUAUCUACUUGGUUGGAGAUUCAACUGAAAUCAAUCAGAAAAUUGCUCGUGAACUAGCUGUUGGUCUUAAGUAUACGCCACUCAACACCAAGGAUUUGUUAGAAACAUUUGCCAAGCAGAGCAUCGAGUCAUGGGUGGUUGAUGAAGGAUUGGACUCGGUUGCAGAAGCAGAAAGUUUGAUAUUGGAAAACCUUAGCAGUCAUGUUCGAGCGGUUGUGGCUACAUUAGGAGGAGAACAUGGUGCUUCAAGAAGGGGAGAUAAGUGGCAACAUAUUUAUGCCGGUUUUUCAGUAUGGUUGUCACAGUCCGAAGCUACGGAUGAAGAUUCAGCGAAAGAGGAGGUUAAGAACCACAUUCAAACUGGCGGUACUUCUUACUCUAAUGCAGAUGUUGUUGUGAAGCUUGCCGGUUGGGAUCCCACCUAUGCCAAAACCGUCGCUCAGGCUUCAUUGAGCGCAAUUAAACGAUUGAUUCUAUCGGAUAAAAAACUUCCAGGUAAAAAGAGCUUAUACAUAAGGUUGGGUUGUCGGGGUGACUGGCCAAACAUCAAACCACCCGGUUGGGACCCUUGCUCUGAAAGGGGUUAAUUUUUUAUUUUUUUUUGCAUGAAACCAUAAAUAUUGAUGGGUAUGAUUGUAAUUGUAUGGUUGAAAAGAUUUUGAUUAAACCUCCUUCGGAUAUGAGUUCAUCAAAGGGGUUUCUAAAGGUUAUUGAAAAUUUAUAUGA